Cyprinus carpio (common carp) is the source of this 2150-nucleotide messenger RNA. Its product is annotated as coronin-1B-like. The record is from RefSeq and is a predicted model, not a curated record. NCBI's taxonomy places the organism in Eukaryota, Metazoa, Chordata, Actinopteri, Cypriniformes, Cyprinidae. Gene Ontology annotation, molecular function: actin filament binding. Gene Ontology annotation, biological process: actin filament organization; cell migration.
UCGUCAAAAGGCGUUUCGCCGUCCAUUGUGUUGUUGACAGCUCACCAUGGCGAGCUUCACACAUCGCUGCUUUUAAUUCUAGGCACAUUCGCUGAGGAAUUUACCACCCGUCAUCUUUUCUCCUUCACUGCUGUCGACGCUCUUCCUGAUUUAUUUUAACUUCCUUAACUGUACAUUUUUGUCCAACAGCUUUGUAUAUCUUUUGAAAAAUACAAUUGUGCAUUAUUUUUCCCCUGAUAAUAUGGAUUAAUUUGUCGAUGCCUGCUAAAAUUGCCUGGACACAUUUGCUCCACCUGACCAUGCAUAAUAUCGCGGCGAUAACGACACACUGCAAGGAUUAGUCUAGUUUCUAAAGAUCGCUGCAUUUUUAUACAUCAUAUUUACCGGAAUCGCUUUAUUCAUUUUACCUGGUUUUUCUAAGAAAAGGAACAGGGAAGAAAGGAAAGAAGGAAACCCUCAAGUAGAGCCAUGUCCUUCAGGAGGGGUGUUGUCAGGCAGAGUAAGUUCAGGCAUGUGUUUGCCCAGGCUUGGAAGGCUGAGCAUUGCCUUGAUGAUGUCAGAGUAUCACGCGUGACAUGGGACGGUCCCCUGUGUGCUGCCAAUCCGACGUUCAUUGCUGUUGUCAUUGAGGCCGGAGGAGGCGGAACCUUUCUUGUGCUACCGCUCGCCAAGAGCGGUCGAGUGGACCAGAACACCCCGACCGUGUGCGGUCACACCGCUCCGGUGCUGGAUGUGCAGUGGUGCCCACAUGAUGACAAUGUUAUAGCGAGUGCCUCAGAGGACUGCACUGUCAAGAUUUGGCAGAUUCCUGAUGGAGGUCUUACAUCUCCCAUGUCUGAAGCUGUUGUGACUCUUGAGGGCCACAGUAAAAGAGUGGGCAUCCUGGCCUGGCACCCCUCUGCUCUCAAUAUCCUGCUGACUGCAGGAUGUGAUAAUGUCCUGUGUGUGUGGGAUGUGGGCACCGGGGAGAUGGUGUACCAGCUGAAUGAUGCCCAUCCAGACCUGAUAUACAGCGUGAGCUGGAACCGUGAGGGCAGCGUCCUGUGCACCACCUGCAAAGACAAAGCCUUACGAGUCAUUGAUCCCCGACGUGGAACAGUUCUUAAGGUGCGGGAGAAGGCUCAUGAGGGCACCAGGCCGAUGAGGGCUGUGUUUCUGGCUGACGGGAAAAUCCUGACAACUGGCUUCAGUCGCAUGAGCGAGAGACAGCUAGCCCUCUGGGACACGAGAGAUCUUUCUGAGCCAGUGGUUACUCAGGAAAUGGACACCAGUAACGGAGUUCUGCUUCCAUUCUAUGACCCAGACACCAACAUGGUUUACUUGUGCGGCAAGGGGGAUUGUACUAUUCGUUACUAUGAGGUGACAGAUGAGUCACCGUAUGUUCAUUUCCUGAGUCUGUACAGCAGUAAGGAGCCACAGAGAGGUGCUGGUUUCCUAAGCAAACGAGGAGUAGAUGUCAACAAGUGUGAAAUAGCAAGGUUCUACAAACUGCACGAGAGGAAGGUUGAGCCCAUAUCUAUGACUGUGCCCCGGAAGUCUGACCUGUUUCAAGGGGAUCUGUACCCGGAUACGGCAGGAUUAGAACCCGCUCUACUGGCAGAAGAUUGGAUAGCAGGACAGGACGCUCCUCCAAUCCUUGUUUCCCUCAGCGGGGGCUACACGGCCCCUCCAUCCAAAUGUAGCACGCUUCGGGGUCGACCCAAACUGCUCUCUCAGACCAACACUAGCCCCACCAGCACUACUGCGCCACCAAACCCUGUGGCAGUUGAGAUGGAGAGUGAGGGGUUGGGCUACGGACAAGGAAGAGGGGAUGUAGAUGGAGGGAUAGAGAGAGUAAAGAAAGAGGAGGACCAACUUUCUGAUAUCCUGACAGAGAUUCGGGCGUUGCGUGCACUGGCUCUGGCUCAGGGUCACAGGAUCGACGUCCUGGAAAGGCAGCUCGCCCGUAUUGAGGAUGGAGAAGUGUGAAGGAAACUACAAACAUAUCACAACACACAGCCUUACCCAGAAUCAGAAAGCUUCACUGAAGGGUUAUGGGAAAAGUAGUUCCAUUACUGUGGCAUAGAGAUACUAAGAAGUAAUUGAGCUUUGAGCUUUAUCGGUACACUUUGGUUUUUAAUGCACUGAAAUUCAAUAUCCUAAAUGCUGCU